AUGGCGGAGAUCGAUAUAGCUCUAAAAGACUAUGACAAAGCACUAUUCAACUGCAGCAAAAUAUUUGGUUUUCCAGCUGCGAGCGUAAAGAACAUCGAACAAUUAAGCCAGUGGAUUGAUGAUUCACAGCCUUUGGAGGCGGAGGAACAACGAUUUCUAGAAGAUCGAUCCGAUAUUAUUACUCUUAGGGAAGAUCUUCUCGAGCGAGGGACACAGCUAAAGCUUGCGGGUUUCUUAGCAAAGAAAUAUCUUACCUCAGAUAGCGACCCUCGAAAUCAUUUAAAUUCUGAUCCAAACGUGUACUAUAUUCCCGACGAUGGGGUUUUGAAAAUUGCAGGAUUUCUCAAGAUUGUCGUGCGAGUCGUUGUCACUAUCACAGCUGCAGCAACACUCCUCAUUCCAAUUGUUAUCCUGUGUUUUGUAAAGACCCCCCGAUGGCAAAUGUUCACGAUUGUGAUUUCUACUCUUACCUUCUCUGCGGCUGUAGCUUCAACUCGUGCUUCAAAUGGAGAGAUAUUUGGCGCUACCGCUGCGUACGCCGCUGUUAUGACUGUGUUUCUCGGGAGUGUUGUCAAUUCUUCGACUUAA
Molecule: messenger RNA, 588 nt
Organism: Morchella sextelata
Lineage: Eukaryota; Fungi; Ascomycota; Pezizomycetes; Pezizales; Morchellaceae
Exons: 5
Coding region: 1-588 (195 amino acids)
Source: RefSeq, a predicted model, not a curated record